Oppiella nova is the source of this 1116-nucleotide messenger RNA. The record is from the annotation of a GenBank genome assembly. Lineage: Eukaryota; Metazoa; Arthropoda; Arachnida; Sarcoptiformes; Oppiidae.
AUUAACACCCAAUGUAUGGGCCCUAAGGACUGCCUGUACCCACACCCGACUAAUUGCCAUCAAUUCAUACACUGCGAGGUUAAUGCCGAUGGAGUGACGGGUAGGCCUACUGUGAAGGACUGUCCCGCAAACUUGGAGUGGAAUGACAGCACAAAGCAGUGCGACUGGCCCUCAGACGAUACUUGUGGUAAUGGUGGACAGACACCAUCUCAAGAACCAGUGAUCACCAGUUCCACUGGUAACACAAAUGCCGGCACCAGAAGUACGGCUAACAUCCCGUCUCAAGAGUUUGUUUGUCCCGUUGAAGACAUUCAAAACACACAGUGUAUGGGCCCUAAGGACUGUCUCUACCCUCACCCCAAACAUUGCGAUCAAUACAUACACUGCGAAGUGAAUGCUGAUGGACAGACCGGUAGGCCUACUAUUAAGGACUGUCCUGACGGCUUGUAUUGGGACGACACUAACAAGAUCUGCAACUGGCCCGACCAAAGCACAUGCCCGGCCUCUCCCACUCCCGAUACACAUAUUUCCACAACCGGACGGGACUGUGAUUGUAGCUGUAGCUCAACUCCUGUCUCACCAGACAUACCAUCCCCUACACCGGCGCUUGAAUUUACGUGUCCUGCUGAGGACAUUGCGAACACCCAAUGCAUGGGCCCUAAGGACUGCCUGUACCCACACCCGACUAAUUGCGAUCAAUUCAUUCACUGCGAAGUAAACGCCGAUGGAGUGACGGGUAGGCCUACUGUAAAGAACUGUCCCCCGGGACUCGAGUGGAAUGAUAAUACAAAACAGUGUGAUUGGCCCUCACAGUCGACAUGUGUGGUAGUGUCCACUCCCGUCGAUACCGAGUUAUCGACCCCGAAGUCGGACUUCAUUUGUCCCGAAAAGGACAUAAUAGAGACUCAAUGCAUGGGUCCGAAGGACUGUCUGUAUCCACACCCGAGUGCCUGCAAUCUGUACAUCCACUGCGAGGUCAACGCUGAUGGCAGGACUGGUAGGCCUACCGUUAAGAAUUGCCCCGGUAUUCUAGAGUGGAAUAAUAGGGAAAAGAUAUGCGAUUGGCCCGGACUGUCCACCUGUAGAGAAAUUCCUACCAAUAUGAUUGACAUCUGA